AUGGAUGCCUUUUAUCCUGAGGAGAGCCUACCUAUGGAUUUUCUGGGGAGCCCAGAUGAAACUCCAGAGCCCCCUGAGGCUGAAAUUUCUUCAUCUCAGCAGGAGUACCACACUUCCCGACCGUUGCCCACUGAGCUGUACGAAUCUUCAUCCCAACAAGAGACGCCUGAGGAGGCUGAAUCUUUUUCAUCCGAGGAAGAGGCCCAGGCUCAGCAUCUGGAGCACACCAACGAGAAUGUAGGAUCUUCUCCAAACCAAGAGGAGUUCCCAGCCCCACCCCUUAAAGAGACAGAACCUUCUCCAGCCCAGCAGGGCGGCCCAUCUCAGCCUCCAGUGCCACCUACAGAGGUUGUAGCACAAACUCUAGUGCUUUAUGAGGUGACAUUUUCAACACCAGAACAGGAUCAGACUCAUCAUUCAAACUUAACCAGUGCCACAGUCAAACCUUUGGCCCAGAAGCCUGUUGUAACUCCAGAACCUUCUACACCCCUGGAGGCGACACUUCCUAAUCCAGAGCAGGUUCAAGUGCAGCAUCCAACCUUGACUGAGGUCACAGUUCAACCUUUGGACCUUGAACUUAGCAUAAAGCCAGAGCCCACCAAGGAGGAAGAACCUUCUCCAACCAUGCAGGAGCUACCACCUCAGCCUGUGGAGCCACCUAAGGAGGUUGUGGCUGAUUCAACUCCAGGCCAGUAUCAAGCUCAGAAUCCAACACUGCCCAGUGCCCCAGUUCAGCCUCUCAACCCAGAGCCUACUGUAACUCCAAAGCCUACUGUAGAAGCUGAAUCUUCUACAGCUCUUCACCCCAAACCCCCUGAGGUGACGCUUCCAAAUCCAGAGCAAGUUCAGUCUCAGCUGUCGGAGUUCACAGUUCAACCUUUGGACCUGGAACUUACCAUAACUCCAGAAUCCACGAAUGAGGCUGUGUCUUCUCCAGCCAUGCAGGAGACCCCAGCUCAGCAUCCAGUGCAGCAAGAGGUGACUGUUCCAGUGCCAGCUCAGAGCCAACUGCUGCCCAGUGUCACAGUUCACCCAUCGGGCCAGAGGCCUAACACAACUCCAGAACCUGUGACAGAGGCUGAAUAUUCCACAGGCCUGCAGCAGACUGCAGCUAUUCCACCAUACCCCGAGUUAACAGUGCCACAUCCAAAGCCAGUUCAGUCUCAACGCCCAACCUUGAGCGAGGUCACCUUUCAAUCUUUGGACCUGGAACUCACACUAACUCCGCAAUCUACUGUGGAGGUCGAACCUUCUCCAACCAUGCAGCAGACCCAAGCUCAGCCUCCAAAACCCAUUAAGGAAGUUGUAGCUCAGCCUCCAUUGUAUUCCGAGGUCACAGGUCCAGCACUCGAGGCAGCGUCACCUGGCGUCACUGCUUAUCACGUGAACCUGGAGCUUACCAUAACUCCAGAACCUGCUACGGUGUCCGAACAUUCUGCUGCUCUGCCGCAGACCACAGCUCCUCCUCCAGAACAGCCUGAGGGGACACUUGCCCAUGCAAACCUGACUGAAGUCACGCUUCAACCUAUGGACCUGGAAGUUAACGUUACCGCAGUGAAUAAUACAGAGACUGAGCCUCCUCCAACCCUGCAGGAGACCCCAACAGACCACGGCUCUCCCAGAGGUGACACUUCCACCACCAAACCUGACUCAAGCCACAGUCCCAACUGUGGACCUGGGAAUUAG
Messenger RNA from Dama dama (fallow deer), 1686 nucleotides. RefSeq names its product leucine-rich repeat-containing protein 37A3-like. NCBI's taxonomy places the organism in Eukaryota, Metazoa, Chordata, Mammalia, Artiodactyla, Cervidae. The coding region runs from base 1 to 1686 and encodes 561 amino acids. The transcript is spliced from 3 exons. The record is from RefSeq and is a predicted model, not a curated record.